UUAGGCUUAUAAUGGCGACUAAAACUGAAKUUGAGAAUGAAAAAAUUGAAAACCCACAUGACAAUCAAGAUUUUAAUACAGUUUGUACAAAUUUGCAGUAUUGUGAUGAACAAAUUAAUCUACACUCAAGAAAACGAUGCGUCAGCACAUCAAUUCUUAUAAGCUCAUCGCCAAAGAAAAAAAAAAAAGAAGGUCAAAAUAUAAUACCACCUAAAAAGUUUUUGCUCGGUGGUAGCAUGUCUGAUCCUCUCAAUUUAAAUAGUCUUCAGAAUGAAGAUAUUAAUAAGGCAAUGAAUAAAACUCCGAAAUCAUCUCCAUUACACUCAAAUACAGAGAACAUUAAAAAAGAUCAAGUAAAUGUUUUAAUUCCUCGGAAUUUAUCUGAUCCAUUGGAACUUAGUAAAUGUGUUAAAGCCACAGCUAUUGAAUGUUCUGGCAUAGAUUCAUUAAAACCGAAAACUCCUCAAAAAUGUAAAUCUUUAAUACCACUGUCAAAAUCUGAUACUGGUUUAAUUACUGAGAACACCACAGAAAAAGAUCAUAAACCAGCAUGUAAUAAUGAAAUGAAAAGACAAKUAGAAGAAGACAUUACUUCUUCGCCACCUAAUAAAAAAUUAAAAACUGAAUUACCUGAAACCUGUAUGUCCAAGUCCRARAAUAAUAAAGUAUCAUGUGAAAUAAUUGAAGUCAUAGAAACUAUCAUAGAUAUAUUAGUGCAAGAAGUUCUAGUUCAGUCAUUAGAUGAAUAUAAUAUUCCAAUUCCAAAAGAUCCUGUUGAAGUGGUUGUUGAAAAGAUACCCGAGCCAUGCAAAACACUGUCACCAUYGCCUGAAAAAAAAGUUGAAGACGGUAAGAAAACACAAGAGCAGCGCGAAAAAGUUAAGUCCAAAAGAUGUGUAGUAAGUCCGGUUGUUAUGCAGCCCUCAUUGUCGGAGAAACACAACRUACAUCAGCAGGUCGUUGUUAUGACAGCUAAACCAAAACAAAAGGUUAAUAAAAAGUUCAAAGAAAAAAAUGCAUUGUUUAAAUAUGGAAAUUAUACGAGAUAUUAUGGUUAUCGUAAUCCAGAUGAUGAAGACAAUAGAUUGAAAGUAUUAGCUGAACGUAUGAAUUUAUUUCUUGACAAGGACGUGUUGGACAUUGGCUGUAAUAUUGGUCAUAUUACUUUCAGCGUUGCUAGAGAUUUUGGUGCAAAGUCAGUUGUAGGAAUGGAUAUUGACCGUAAAUUAAUAAAUAUUGCACGCAAAAAUGUACAGUAUUACAUUAACGAUUCAGCUCCAUCUUCUUCCUCACACCCGACAUCAAACCAUCACUUUAAAGAUUCUGCUUUAAGUAAUAGUAAUGAUCUAAACUGUGAUAAUUUAAACAAAUCAUUACCUAUGCAGUAUCGUCCUAUUAAAUCAGUUGGUUUGACAUUAUCCGAAAGGUUUCCCCACAAUGUCUCUUUUGUGCAGGGAAACUAUGUUUUAGAAUCCGAUAUUUUACUUUCAUUGGAAACGUGUAAGUUCGACAUUAUUCUUUGUUUAAGCAUUACCAAAUGGCUUCACUUGAACUGGGGUGAUGACGGUUUGAAACGUGCAUUUAAACGUAUGUUUGCACAGUUGCGACCUGGUGGGACACUUGURGUAGAACCUCAGCCAUGGAAAUCUUACAGUCGUAGGAAAACAUUGACGGAAACCAUUAGUCAAAAUUACAAAAACAUUCUACUGAAACCUCCAAUGUUUACUGACUAUCUGUUGAACGAAGUUGGUUUUUCCAACUGUGAAACGCUUUCAAUGCCUCAUAAUCCAUCUAAAGGGUUUCAGCGUCCACUUAAGUUGUAUAAAAAACCUAACAUAUCAGUGACUAGCAAGGGCUAAGAAUUGAAUCUUAGUCCGUGGUUACUAGAAACAAACUAAUUUGUAUAAUAUUUCAACUCAGUAAAACCUAAAAAUCAUAAAUAUAGUAUUGAAAUACUCAUGUAAUUUUUUAAUGAAUGAAGUCUUAAAUAUUUAURUUAAUGUUUGUAGCUUUGUAAUUAGCAAUUGGAUCAUGAGUAUAUUAUAUUAUAUACCAUAUUUACAUAUUAUUAUAUAAAUUGUUGUUUAUUUUUUUUUAAUUGGCGUUAUAUUUAUGAAUCUUUCAG
Molecule: messenger RNA, 2125 nt
Organism: Diuraphis noxia (Russian wheat aphid)
Lineage: Eukaryota; Metazoa; Arthropoda; Insecta; Hemiptera; Aphididae
Product: 7SK snRNA methylphosphate capping enzyme-like
Biological process (GO): snRNA modification
Molecular function (GO): RNA methyltransferase activity; O-methyltransferase activity; snRNA binding
Source: RefSeq, a predicted model, not a curated record